Cajanus cajan (pigeon pea) is the source of this 758-nucleotide messenger RNA. Its product is annotated as small ribosomal subunit protein eS17y. Gene Ontology annotation, molecular function: structural constituent of ribosome. Gene Ontology annotation, biological process: translation. The record is from RefSeq and is a predicted model, not a curated record. Gene Ontology annotation, cellular component: ribosome. NCBI's taxonomy places the organism in Eukaryota, Viridiplantae, Streptophyta, Magnoliopsida, Fabales, Fabaceae.
GGUCAGAGACUCUCAUGGUGCAUUUGUUGUUGUGGUUGCAGAGAAGAGUCGAAGCGGCGAGAGCGAGAGCAGAAGCAGAAGCAGAAUGGGUCGCGUGAGAACGAAGACUGUGAAGAAGUCAUCACGGCAAGUGAUAGAGCGCUACUACUCGCGCAUGACACUGGAUUUCCACACGAACAAGAAGCUUCUAGAAGAAGUGGCGAUCAUCCCGUCGAAGAGGCUCCGCAACAAGAUCGCGGGGUUCUCGACCCACCUCAUGAAGCGCAUCCAGAAGGGUCCCGUUCGCGGCAUCUCCCUCAAGCUCCAGGAGGAGGAGCGCGAGCGCCGCAUGGACUUCGUUCCCGAGGUUUCCGCCAUCAACACCGACCACAUCGAGGUCGACAAGGAGACCCUCGACAUGCUCCACUCCCUCGGAAUCAACGACCUUUCCGGCAUCACCCAGGUUGACCCUGUCCCUGUUCAGCAGACCUUCCCCUUCACCAGGAGGUACUGAACAUCGCUUUAUCGUUUCACCUUCUGUUUUCGCUUUUCCCUUUUCCCUUUCUUUUGCGACUUUCUUCUUUUCGUUUUAUGUCGUCGAUUUACUCUCUUUUUGUCCUUGUUUGAAAUUUGAAACCGGACUCGGUAUUUAUUAGGGUUUUCAAUUAUAUCAUAUCGUAUACUCUUCGUAUUUUGGUUUUUAAUUGAUUUGAGCAAUGUGGUAAUGGUAAUGGGACUCGGAGCAAUUUAGGGGUAAUCAUAAACCCUAAUUUCGUUUA